Thlaspi arvense is the source of this 1035-nucleotide messenger RNA. Lineage: Eukaryota; Viridiplantae; Streptophyta; Magnoliopsida; Brassicales; Brassicaceae. The record is from the annotation of a GenBank genome assembly.
AUGGAAGUGAGUAGCGUAGACGAGAGUACGACGAGUACAGGUUCGGUUUGUGAAGCUCCGGCGAUAACUCCGGCGAUAACGUCGGGAAAGCCGUCGGCAAAUUUGUACAGGAUGGGAAGCGGAUCUAGCGUGGUGCUGGAUUCGGAGAACGGCGUGGAGGCGGAAUCGAGGAAGUUACCGUCGUCCAAGUACAAAGGCGUCGUUCCUCAGCCUAACGGGCGGUGGGGAGCUCAGAUUUACGAGAAGCACCAGCGCGUGUGGCUCGGGACUUUCAACGAGGAAGACGAGGCGGCGCGUGCGUACGACGUGGCCGUUCACAGAUUCCGCGGCCGAGACGCCGUCACGAAUUUCAAAGACGCGAGGCUCGACGACGGAGAGAUCGAUUUUUUGAAUUCGCAUUCGAAAUCUGAGAUCGUCGAUAUGCUGAGGAAGCACACGUACAACGAGGAGCUCGAGCAGAGCAAACGGCGUCGUAGCGGUAACGGAAAUACGGUUAGGACGAUGACGGCGUUGAAUAGCGACGGUGUUUCGACGACGGAGUUCAGAUCGGCGGAGCCUCUGUUUGAGAAAGCGGUUACGCCAAGCGACGUUGGGAAGCUGAACCGGCUCGUGAUACCGAAACACCACGCGGAGAAACAUUUCCCGUUACCGUCGAGUAACGUUUCCGUCAAGGGAGUGCUGUUGAACUUCGAGGACGUGUCGGGGAAAGUGUGGAGGUUCCGUUACUCGUAUUGGAACAGUAGUCAAAGCUAUGUGUUGACCAAAGGUUGGAGCCGGUUCGUUAAGGAAAAGAAUCUACGUGCUGGUGACGUGGUUAGUUUCAGCAGAUCCGACGGUCAGGAUCAACAGUUAUACAUUGGGUGGAAAUCUAGAUCCGGAUCGGAUUCAGAAACGGGUCGGGUUUUGAGAUUGUUCGGAGUCAACAUUUCACCGGAGAAUUCGAGAAACGACGCCGUGGGGAACAAGAGAGUGAACGAUACUGAGAUGUUAUCGUUGGUGUGUAGUAAGAAGCAACGCAUCUUUCACGCCUCGUAA